AAGAUCGAGAUAAUUCCAGACACGCGCGCACACACACAUAGGGCAGGAGGUAGAAGAACAGUUAUUAUGGCUUCAUCGGCGGUGAGCCACAGCCACGGCGGGCAGCACCAGCACCAGCUGCCGGCGUCUGGGAGCAUGAUGGCGCGGGUGGACAGGCUGGACCUGGUGGUGGGGUACCUGGAGGAGCUGCGCCACCACAGCGGCGGCAGCGGCAGGUCGUCCACCACCGCGACCAGCACCCUGUCAUCGUCGUCUCCGACCACGCCUCGGUCGUCUCGGCCUCACGGGUGCCGGCCGGCGGAGGAGCUGCUGCGGGAGGCCAAGGCCAAGGGCAGCCUGGUGGAGCGCAUCGCGUUCCUGGAGGACCGCGUGCUCCGGAUGGAGGAGGAGCGCAUGGAGCUGUCGUCGUCGAGCAUGCUUGACACGGCGGAUCAGACCACGCCGACCUCGUCGGGGAGGAGGACGAUGAGGAUGAUGAUGAACGGCGGCGGCGGGGCUGGGGAUGAGCAUGGGAGUGGUGGGAGCGGGAGGAAGGGGAAGAAGGGGCUCAAGAGCUUGGUCAAGUCGUGCGUCCGAGCAGGCGCCAAGCUCAAGACCAAGGAAUAGUCGGUGUCUGUAGUCCUAGUCGUGUGUGUACGUGCACACGUCAUGUACACUUCAGGUAUCUGUGAAAACGUGUUGUGAAUGUAUACUUCGUAUAAAAGUAGUAAUAUUAAUAUAUG
Messenger RNA from Triticum dicoccoides, 722 nucleotides. RefSeq lists its product as uncharacterized. Lineage: Eukaryota; Viridiplantae; Streptophyta; Magnoliopsida; Poales; Poaceae. The record is from RefSeq and is a predicted model, not a curated record. Bases 67 to 606 code for a protein of 179 amino acids. The transcript has a single exon.